CGGCGUCCACCCUCCUCUCUCCUGUCGCUGAUGCCUCUGUGUUGUUCUGUCCUUAGAAAAUGAACCUGAAGGAGACUUGGUGAAGUCACCUGGAGGGGCGUCUGGAGCUCCGACCUUCCGAGGGAGCACACCCGGUCCCAGGAGCGCCCGGGCAGCUGACUGCAGGGUGACCACACCUGGAAGAGGGAAAAAAUGUAGUUAUCGAAUCCAAUCAACUCUUUGUGUCUCUGAAAUUAUCAACCGCAUCCGGUCAAGAAAGGUUCCGGUCGGCGCCACCGACGUAUGGCUGUCCAAGGAGCCACAUAAAGAUGGAGAAAUGGAGGCACAGGGAAAUUAAGUGACUUUGCCACAGUCCCAGGCUGGGGAGGACCAGGAAGAGAACGUAGAGGGACCCUGACCCUGGGCCCGUGUCCUGCCCACGGAGCCACACUGCCUCCCUUCCUAGGAGAGAAGACGCCCUGCAAGAUGGAGGUGGACGCCGAGGAGAAGCGUCAUCGUACACGGUCCAAAGGGGUUCGAGUUCCCGUGGAGCCGGCCAUCCAGGAGCUCUUCAGCUGUCCCACACCCGGCUGUGAUGGCAGCGGUCACGUCAGUGGCAAAUAUGCAAGACACAGAAGCGUGUACGGCUGCCCGUUGGCCAAGAAGCGGAAGACGCAGGACAAGCAGCCGCAGGAGCCGGCGCCCAAGCGGAAGGCGUUCGCCGCGAAGGCCGACAGCUCCUCGGUGGACGAGUGCUACGAGAGCGAGGGCUCGGAGGACGCGGAGGACAAGGAGGAGGACGAGGAGGAGGAGGACUCGGAGGAGGAGGACGCGCGCCGCGAGGAGGACGAGGAGGACGAGGAGGGCGACCGCGAGGAGGAGGAGGAGCUGGAGGAGGAGGAGGACGACGAGGACGAGGACGGGGAGGACGAGGACGAGGAGGACGAGGAGGACGACGACGACGACGACGACGAGGACGAGAACGAAGACCAUCAAAUGAACUGUCACAAUACUCGAAUAAUGCAAGACGCAGAAAAGGAUGAUAACAAUAAUGAUGAGUAUGAUAACUAUGAUGAGCUGGUGGCCAAGUCCUUGUUGAACCUCGGCAAGAUUGCCGAGGACGCAGCCUAUCGGGCCAGGACCGAGUCGGAGAUGAACAGCAACACGUCCACCAGCCUGGACGAUGGCAGCGACAGGAACGAGACGCUGGGCCGGAAGAGCGAGCUGAGCCUGGACCUGGACAGUGACGUGGUGCGGGAGACAGUGGACUCGCUGAAGCUGCUGGCGCAGGGGCACGGUGUGGUGCUCGCGGACAGCCUGGGCGACAGGGGGUACGCAGACUCGCUGUCACAGCAAGACAGCAGGAACAUGAACUACGUGAUGCUGGGAAAGCCCAUGAACAACGGGCUCGUGGACAAGAUGGUGGAGGAGAGCGACGAGGAGGUGUGUCUGAGCAGCCUGGAGUGCCUGAGGAAUCAGUGCUUCGAUCUGGCCCGGAAACUGAGCGAGACAAACCCGCAGGACAGGAGCCAGCCCCCCAACAUGAACAGCCGCCAGCACGCCCGCCAGGACGACGACUUCGCGGGGAGGACGCCAGACAGGAGCUACUCCGACAUGAUGAACCUCAUGAGGCUCGAGGAGCAGCUGAGUCCCAGGUCUAGAACUUUCUCCAGCUGUGCAAAGGAGGACGGGUAUCACGAACGAGAUGACGACACCACCUCCGUGAACUCGGACAGGUCUGAGGAGGUGUUUGACAUGACCAAGGGGAACCUGACCCUCCUGGAGAAAGCCAUUGCUCUGGAGACAGAGAGGGCGAAGGCCAUGAGGGAAAAGAUGGCGAUGGAGGCCGGAAGGCGGGACACUGUGCGCUCCUAUGAAGAGCAGUCGCCAAGACAGCUUCCCGGGGAGGAGAGAAAGCCUAAGUCCAGUGACAGCCAUGUCAAAAAGCCAUACUAUGAUCCCUCGAGAGCAGAAAAGAAAGAGAGCAAGUGUCCCACCCCGGGGUGUGACGGAACUGGCCACGUAACCGGGCUUUACCCACAUCACCGCAGUUUGUCCGGAUGCCCGCACAAAGAUAGGGUCCCUCCGGAAAUUCUUGCCAUGCAUGAGAAUGUUCUCAAGUGUCCUACUCCGGGCUGCACAGGGCGAGGGCAUGUAAAUAGCAACAGGAACUCGCACAGAAGCCUCUCUGGGUGCCCUAUCGCUGCAGCCGAGAAACUGGCAAAGGCCCAGGAGAAGCACCAGAGCUGUGACGUGUCCAAGUCCAACCAGGCCUCAGACCGAGUGCUAAGGCCAAUGUGCUUUGUAAAGCAGCUCGAGAUCCCACACUACGGCUACAGAAACAACGUGCCCACGACCACGCCUCGCUCCAACCUGGCCAAAGAGCUGGAGAAAUAUUCCAAGACCUCGUUUGAGUACAACAGUUACGACAGCCAUACUUACGGCAAGCGGGCCAUAGCCCCCAAGGUGCAAACCAGGGAUAUAUCCCCCAAAGGAUAUGAUGCGAAGCGGUACUGCAAGAACGCCAGCCCGAGCAGCAGCACCACCAGCAGCUACGCGCCCAGCAGCAGCAGCAACCUGAGCUGCGGGGGCGGCAGCAGCGCCAGCAGCACGUGCAGCAAGAGCAGCUUCGACUACGCGCACGACAUGGAGGCGGCGCACAUGGCCGCCACGGCCAUCCUCAACCUGUCCACGCGCUGCCGCGAGAUGCCACAGAACCUGUCCACCAAGCCACAGGACCUGUGCGCCGCGCGGAACCCUGAUGUGGAGGUGGACGAGAACGGGACCCUGGACCUCAGCAUGAACAAGCCGCGGCCGCGGGAGAGCUGCUGCCCGGUCCUGACGCCCCUGGAGCCCAUGUCCCCCCAGCAGCAGGCGGUGAUGGGCGGCCGGUGUUUCCAGCUGGGCGAGGAUGACUCCUGGGAGCUGCCCGUGGACUACACCAAGAUGAAGGCCCGCAGGGCAGACGGGGGCGAUGGCAGCGAGGCCCCUCCGGAAGACUUGGACCCAUUCCAGGAGGCUCUGGAGGAGAGAAGGUACCCGGGAGAGGUGACCAUCCCCAGCCCCAAGCCCAAGUACCCCCAGUGCAAGGAGAGCAAAAAGGACUUAAUAACUCUGUCCGGCUGCCCCCUCGCUGACAAAAGCAUUCGAAGCAUGCUGGCUACCAGCUCACAAGAACUCAAGUGCCCGACCCCCGGCUGCGAUGGCUCCGGGCACAUCACCGGCAACUACGCUUCUCAUCGAAGUCUUUCAGGCUGCCCGAGAGCAAAGAAAAGUGGCAUCAGGAUAGCACAGAGCAAGGAAGACAAAGAGGACCAGGAGCCCAUCAGAUGUCCCGUUCCCGGGUGUGACGGCCAGGGCCACAUAACCGGGAAGUACGCCUCCCAUCGCAGCGCGUCAGGAUGUCCCUUGGCCGCCAAGCGGCAGAAGGACGGAUACCUCAAUGGCUCCCAGUUCUCCUGGAAGUCGGUCAAGACAGAGGGCAUGUCGUGUCCCACGCCGGGAUGUGACGGGUCGGGGCACGUCAGUGGCAGCUUCCUCACACACCGGAGCUUGUCGGGAUGCCCGCGAGCCACGUCAGCCAUGAAGAAGGCGAAGCUGUCGGGAGAGCAGAUGCUGACCAUCCGACAGCGGGCCAGCAACGGCAUAGAAAACGAUGAAGAGAUCAAACAGUUAGAUGAAGAAAUCAAGGAGCUCAAUGAAUCCAACUCCCAGAUGGAAGCCGAUAUGAUUAAACUCAGGACUCAGAUCACCACAAUGGAGAGCAGCCUGAAGACCAUUGAAGAGGAGAACAAAGUAAUCGAGCAGCAAAACGAGUCUCUCCUGCACGAGCUGGCCAACCUGAGCCAGUCCCUGAUCCACAGCCUGGCCAACAUCCAGCUGCCGCACAUGGAUCCAAUCAAUGAACAAAAUUUUGAUGCAUACGUGACUACUUUGACGGACAUGUAUACAAAUCAAGAUCGUUAUCAGAGCCCAGAAAAUAAAGCCCUACUGGAAAAUAUAAAGCAAGCUGUGAGAGGAAUUCAGGUCUGAGCAGCUGCUGUAGGUGACGGGAUCUUGUUUAAAAGGAGGCCUCUUGUUUUUUGCUGCUGUGAUUUACCAGAAAGUGUUCUAUAUUUAUUUCUGUUUGAAACAGUGUUAUGCUUACAAGACUUCAUAAUGAUUUUAUGUCUUGCUUUAAAGAUAGUACCUGCAGAAUAGUUUUUCAAUACAUUCACAUUUUGUACGUUUUCAUAUAAGCUGACAUAGUGUGAUAUGCCAUGUAAUGUUUAUAGCUGCUAAUGUAUGCACAUUUGGGGGUAUAUAUAUUUCUGAAGAGGUAAGCUGAUCAAAAUAAAUAGAGUGUAAAUUCUUUUUAAUGCUUUAGUGAUUAAAUGUUUUAGUAUUUUGAACUGAAAUGGACAAAAAAAAAAAAACCCAGCUUUGAAUGACCACGUGGUGGCCCCGCAGCCACUUUUUAGACAUUAUCAUUUUGCCUCAUGUUGGAGGAUUUUAUGGAAUUUAAGAAAUACAUUUUGUGUGCAUAUUGUUUCAUAGCAAGAAUUGGUUGCAAAAAAAAUGCUUUAUUUUUGAACAAUGCUUGGAAAUAUUAUGUGAUUUUUUUGUUUGUUUGUUUUAGGAGGAUGGUGUAUGGUGGGGGCAAUAAAUGAGGUUUUUUGCAUUCCAAGGAAAUGGCAUAUGGAUUAACUGUAAGAAAUGAGAUAAGUAAUUUAUUGUAAGAGAACAUCAAGCCAUGGAAAACCUUGGCGGAAGAUUCAAAGCAGCUUACGCAGCACUUUUAAAUUAACUCCUGAGCAUUCCAUGGUGACUCUGGGAACUGCAGUUCAGACAGGGGCUUCUUAGAGGUGGACAGCGCGAAGAUGUCCCUCUCCAGUGUCAGUAGACUUUGGAGCCUCCUUCCCUUACCUCCCCGAGAGCUGUGCCCCUCUGAAGCGUCUGUCGUGGCAAUGGCGUCUGUCUCGCAGAACCUGUGUGCUCUGAUUUAAGUUCAAAGAUAUUUUCAGAGUAUUUAUUUCCCCUUUUUCCACUUUUAGAAAUUCUGUCGUUGUUGCUGUUAUCACGACUUCACAUUCGGGGAAUAAGUCAAAUGACACGUGAGCCCGCGAGCCACCGCAGGGCGCUUUCUGCUGGGCGGCAGAGCGCAGCUCAGCAGGACGCCUGACGCCCAGUGCUCGCCAACAGGCCUUUCUGUUCCACCUUCCCUUGGAGACCCGGCGACCACAGGGCAUUUGCAGAGCCUUGCUCUUUGAUUUGUCACAACCUAUUCUAAGAAUGAAUGCAAUCAGAUUUUAAGAGUAAUUACGUAUACUUCAGCACUUUUUUGCUUUACACUAGAUCAUCCUAGACUUGCUUAUACUUGGAGACUUGACUGUUUUCUUCCCGUGACUGCACUACAUGAUGCAUAAGACCACUUUCGAUUGCCGCGCCCUCCCCUUCUGAGUAGUCCCUAGGACGGCGUGUCGUGUCUUCUGGUGUUGACUUGAGUUACAUGUAACAGCAUCUCUUCCUUCCAUGUCUUGAUGUUAUGCAGGAAGUACAGAAGUACUUUAAAAUUUUGUUAUGAAAAAAAAGAUGGGUUUUGUAAAAAUAAAAAAAAUAUUUUUAGCAGAACAGGACUUACAGGGUCAUUGUCCCCACAACGUGCCAGUCGACUAUUUGCACUUACCUUGUCCUAUAUAUCCGUACGGAGGUGUGCAAUUCCCGGGGUCAGCAGCCUGGCGAGGCCGGCCCUGGAAAGAUGACAGGAGCCCUCACGGCUGACCCGACGAUGUUGCUAAGGGAGAUUACAGGGAUCUCACAGCAAAUACUGAUACAAUACUCAACCUCGGUAUAUAUAUAUGUAUAAAUAUAUGUACACCCCCAGCGGCACUUUAUACUGCGCACUGUACAAACGCUUACGGUUUUCCACGAGGACGAUGCUAACGAGCUGGGAAAGGGGACGGCACCCCCGGGGUUCCGCGGCGCCCAUCCCGGGGAGCGCCCUCUCUCCGCCCUGCGAUUAGUUGUAGCUGCCGUGCUCAGAAUUGCCUUCUCGAGAGCUGAAGCAAGGUGCUUCUCGUCACCCGAUGCCAUACACACGGUCGGGGCCCCGGGCUCCCGCGGGGCCCUGCUGUUCGUCUGGGCAAAUGCAUUUCCCUGCCGCGAUGUGUCCACAGCUUCUUUGCCGAUAUAGUAAUGCUUUUAGUAGAGUGAUAGGUAGUAUCAGUUCUGGGUUCUUCUCGUUAUCACCUAUGUACAAUGGAAGGGGUUUUAAGCACAAAUCUGCUGCUCAUCUAACGUGGGUAAUAAUAUCAAAUCAAGAGUUAUCUGUGACUAUUCUAUAGGGAUCACAAAGUGUCACAUAUUAGAAUGCUGACCUUUCAUACGGAAUUAUUGUGAGUCAUCAGAGUUUAUUUAUUAUAACUUAUUGUUCGUAUUCAUUUCUGAGUUAAUUUAAGGAAUCAUUUAUGAAGACAGAAUUUUGUAUGAAUAUUUACUGUGCUCUCUGUGGAACUGAAGUUUGAUUUAUUUUUGUACAACACGGCAUGGGUGUGUUGACACUUUAAUUUUGCUAUAAAUGUGUGGAAUCACAAGUUGCAGUGAUACUUCAUUUUUAAAUUGUGAACUUUGUACAAAUUUUGUCAUGCUGGAUGUUAACACAUCUUACUCUAAAUAAAAAAGGUGUUGCCACAUUUGUAGCACGAUGGAUCUCUAA
This is a messenger RNA of Hyaena hyaena (striped hyena), 6673 nucleotides long. It is a transcript of the gene MYT1L, whose product is annotated as myelin transcription factor 1 like. Gene Ontology annotation, molecular function: zinc ion binding; RNA polymerase II cis-regulatory region sequence-specific DNA binding; DNA-binding transcription factor activity, RNA polymerase II-specific. The coding region runs from base 466 to 4011 and encodes 1181 amino acids. Lineage: Eukaryota; Metazoa; Chordata; Mammalia; Carnivora; Hyaenidae. Gene Ontology annotation, cellular component: nucleus. Gene Ontology annotation, biological process: regulation of transcription by RNA polymerase II. The transcript is spliced from 23 exons. The record is from RefSeq and is a predicted model, not a curated record.